AUCGCUCGCGAAGGCUCAGGCUUUGGCGGCGGACGUGGUGGCCGUUCUGGCGGUCGCGGACGUGGCUCGGCUGGCAUGAAGGAUGUCCGUGCUUUCGGGGGCGGCCAGCGUCCCAGCUAUGCCGGUGGUAUGGGAGGUGGCGUGGGCGGCGGAGCCGGCGGUUACAGCCAGGGCGGCGGUGGCGGCUACAGCCAAGGCGGCUACGGCGGUGGCGGCAGCUACGGCAACCCAGGCGGUUCCGGUGCCAACAGCUGGUGGUAGAUGCAUCACAUCUUGCCACAGCAAACAGACCACACCAUGGUCCGCCAGUGUCAUUCAUACUGGUCCUUUUUCUUUUCGCGACUCCUGGCUCAGCGCAUUUUCCUUUUUCGGAUCGACACGAGUGGCAGCACACUCACAUUAUACCCAAACUGGCAUGAUAGAUUGCGUUUCUUUCUUUCCCAACUGCAUAGCGACUGCGCAUGCUGGGAAAUGGAGAAGAGACGCUCCUGUAACAACAAUCGCGGCACAUUUCGACGUUUUUACGCAGAGGGCGCUAUCUCCGCCUGCUCUGCAAACCUGACGUUUCAUGGGCCACGAUUUCUACGACAUCAUCGACGCUUUCCUCGCUGCUUUGGGCCAGUGAGUGCUGUGCAACUCAUUAGAUCGGCGUUUUUGUUUUUAUCGAACGGUCUCGAUGGCUUGCAGGGAUGGCAAGGGAAGUCUUCUCCAUUUUGUUCUUCUCGACGACUCUCAGAGGGGCUUGUUUCUUCUUCGAGUUUUCGAUGCUGUAUCAUAGAAGACCCGCUUUGUACAAUUUUUGCAUUCUAUCUAGAUCGCCAAUCAAAAUUCACUUGGCCGUUCAUCAAUUAUAUCUCCGGUCCAAUUUUUUAUCGAUAGGAUGUGAUGUUAUGAGUGGUUGUAUUGUGAAGGAGGGGGAAUGA
This is a messenger RNA of Dissoconium aciculare CBS 342.82, 923 nucleotides long. RefSeq lists its product as uncharacterized. Bases 262 to 879 code for a protein of 205 amino acids. The transcript has 2 exons. The record is from RefSeq and is a predicted model, not a curated record. Lineage: Eukaryota; Fungi; Ascomycota; Dothideomycetes; Mycosphaerellales; Dissoconiaceae.